AUGGGGAAGAAGAAGCGCGGUGGUGGUACCGAGGCAUCCGCCGACGCCUCGACGAGGCGCACGGGGGGUAAUUGGGCGGCGUUGAGCGCGAAGAUCAACGCUGGGACGUCGGACAAGGCGAAGAAGAAAGCAGCCGAGCGCGCGGCGAUGGCGCGCGCGGCGACGGAAUCGAGCGUGAACGGAUUGAUGGAGGACGUGCGAGACGGUGGGAUCGAUGUGAAAGAAAAGGGUGGGAAACCGAAGCCGACGGGACGAAACACGGCGGUGACGCGGACGCUGGCGUUGGAUUGCGAAAUGGUGGGCGUGGGCGAGGACGGACGGAGAAGCGUCCUAGCGCGCGUCUCGGUCGUGAACGAGGAUGGGAACGUUAUUUUAGACGUGUUCGUACAACCGACGGAACGCGUGACGGAUUACAGAACGGCGGUGAGCGGGGUGCGGCCGAAUGACGUCAAGGCGGAGAGCGGCGCGCGGACGUUUCGAGUCGUCCAAGCGCAGAUGAGCGAACUCUUGAGAGGGAAAGUCCUGGUCGGGCACUCGUUGAAGAACGACAUGAAGGCGUUGAUGCUCGAUCACCCGAAGCGAGACACGCGAGAUACGAGUUUGUAUCACCCGCUCACGCGACCGCUUCGACCCGAGGAGCGGUGCGUCCCCGGCGCGCCGCGCGGACGCGGGUGUCGAGCGCUUCGCGAUCUCGCGAGGCAACACUUAGGAUUAGAGAUUCAAACCGGCGAGCACUCAUCCGUGGACGAUGCGCGCGCGGCGCUGGCGCUUUAUAAAAAGUUCGCCAAAAAGUGGGAAGCGAGCUUGCGGCUCGCCGACGGAAAGAGCGGGCGAGACGGCGGGAAGAAGAAGCGAAAGACCUCGCGCGAUUGA
This is a messenger RNA of Ostreococcus tauri, 873 nucleotides long. Its product is annotated as Exonuclease, RNase T/DNA polymerase III. The transcript has a single exon. The coding region runs from base 1 to 873 and encodes 290 amino acids. Gene Ontology annotation, biological process: rRNA processing. NCBI's taxonomy places the organism in Eukaryota, Viridiplantae, Chlorophyta, Mamiellophyceae, Mamiellales, Bathycoccaceae. Gene Ontology annotation, molecular function: 3'-5' exonuclease activity; nucleic acid binding. Gene Ontology annotation, cellular component: nucleus. The record is from RefSeq and is a predicted model, not a curated record.